UUUGUUUCCUCACAUCCUAAGCUGGUUAAGUUAUCAACUCCCUUACCACUUCCUCUCUUUCUCUCCGCCACUAUCCGGUGCUUCAUUCAAUGGCGUUGACACUAAAUACACCUCCAUCUGUAAGAUUAUCCAGCAUCCAAGCCAAUAGAGUUCGAUUUCAACCUUCUCUAUCCCCAGUUUCUGUUUCUUUUUCUAGAAGGAGGCUAUCGGUUGUUGCAGCUGAAACUGACGCGAAUGAAGUUAAAUCUCAGGCACCAGAUAAAGCGCCGGCAAGUGGUGGUUCGAGCUUCAACCAGCUUCUUGGAAUUAAAGGCGCUGCGCAAGAAACAAAUAAAUGGAAGAUUCGUCUUCAAUUGACAAAGCCUGUUACAUGGCCGCCCUUGGUUUGGGGGGUAGUUUGUGGUGCUGCUGCUUCUGGUAACUUCCAUUGGACUAUUGAGGAUGUGGCAAAAUCAAUUGCUUGCAUGCUUAUGUCUGGUCCAUUUCUCACUGGAUAUACGCAGACAAUCAAUGAUUGGUAUGAUCGAGAGAUUGAUGCAAUUAAUGAACCUUAUCGUCCAAUCCCAUCUGGUGCAAUAUCUGAGAAUGAGGUUAUAACUCAAAUAUGGGUGUUGCUUCUAGGAGGACUUGGCUUGGCUGGUUUGUUAGAUGUGUGGGCAGGACAUGACUUUCCUAUAGUCUUUUACCUUGCUCUAGGUGGCUCUUUGUUGUCAUAUAUAUACUCUGCUCCACCUCUAAAGCUAAAACAAAAUGGAUGGAUUGGAAAUUUUGCUCUUGGAGCUAGUUAUAUUAGUUUACCAUGGUGGGCAGGUCAAGCUUUGUUUGGAACUCUCACUCCUGAUAUUAUCGUUCUCACACUCUUGUACAGCAUAGCUGGUUUAGGAAUAGCCAUAGUAAAUGAUUUCAAAAGUGUUGAGGGCGAUAGAGCUUUAGGACUUCAGUCACUUCCGGUAGCUUUUGGUGCUGAAACUGCUAAAUGGAUUUGCGUUGGGGCUAUUGACAUAACGCAAUUGUCUGUUGCUGGUUAUCUGUUGGGAGCCGGCAAGCCGUAUUACGCAUUAGCCCUGCUUGCUCUUAUUGGUCCCCAAGUUUUUUUCCAGUUCAAAUACUUCCUCAAGGACCCAGUCAAGUAUGAUGUCAAAUAUCAGGCCAGCGCACAGCCAUUUCUUGUGCUAGGUCUGUUGGUCACUGCUUUAGCAACCAGCCACUGAACCCAACAUCGGAGAGAAUUAAGCACACACCUAAUCGCAUGCAAGACAAAUGCAAGGCCAGAGAAAGCAGGAAGCCAAGUCUUGUCGCUCCCCCAACAGCAACCGGCUCAAUUCAGGUUAAAUUUUUGCCUUGUUUGGCAACAGCAGGUUUUGGAUUUCUACCAACAUGUUUCAAAGCUUUGAUUUAGGAUUGUAUCACUAUCAGUUCUUAGGUUAGGUAUAGUUUUCUGUUACACGCGAGUCCCUACCAUUGAUGCCUUCUUACUACGAGCUGCAAUAAGGAUCAUAAUGCAUACGUUUUAUUCCAUAACAAUUAACCAACCAACCAACCAACCCUGUUUUUCUUGAAAAA
This is a messenger RNA of Cucumis melo (muskmelon), 1563 nucleotides long. Its product is annotated as chlorophyll synthase, chloroplastic. Gene Ontology annotation, molecular function: chlorophyll synthetase activity. The transcript is spliced from 15 exons. The coding region runs from base 90 to 1211 and encodes 373 amino acids. NCBI's taxonomy places the organism in Eukaryota, Viridiplantae, Streptophyta, Magnoliopsida, Cucurbitales, Cucurbitaceae. The record is from RefSeq and is a predicted model, not a curated record. Gene Ontology annotation, biological process: chlorophyll biosynthetic process. Gene Ontology annotation, cellular component: membrane.